Molecule: messenger RNA, 1057 nt
Organism: Prorocentrum cordatum
Lineage: Eukaryota; Dinophyceae; Prorocentrales; Prorocentraceae
Source: the annotation of a GenBank genome assembly
GCACGGGAGCUGGGUUACCCGAUGCGCUUGCUCUGGAUGUUGCUGCAGCUCUACCAGCAGCCGCGGUGCAUCAAGGCGUACGGCAGCCUCUCGAGCUCCUCCGUCGCCUUUCAGGGGGUGCUGGCGGGGUGCACACAUGCCACCUACCUCACCUACCUGCUAACGUGCCGCGUCCUUCAGCGGGCCAGCGGGGUUGCGCCGACCAUCAAGCCACGCUCGCUGGUGGACGUCAUCGGCCUGCAGAUGGUCUCCCCCGACCUCGGUGAUGUCAAGCUGCUGCUGAGCACUGCGAUGGUGCUCACUGCAGAGGCCAGGGACCUCGGGCUGAUUCUCCAACCUGCUAAGUCCGCGGUGGUGGCUGGGUCAGCGCAGGAGUACGACCCUAUCUAUCAUGCCACGCUGGAUUUGGUCUUGAACUACGCCGCCUGGAUUUGGGAUGGGCGUGCGUCACCCAGCCGCCUGCAAAGGGCUUGGACAGCGCUCCAUGAGCGGGGUGUCCCUAUCAGUUGGGCCAAUGCCAAAGGUCCCCUGGCCGCGACUUGGUUGACGCUCAGGCGGCUAGCCUGGGGCAUGAAAGCGCCGCGCGUCUUGCAGGGCGACAUGGGCAGCCAGCAUGACCUGUACCGCGUUUGCCCUGCUGACCUACGACCGUUCUUGGUGCAAGGCGUGCGGCGCUGGCAGCAUGACCGCCUCGCCAGCCACAUGUACUCCCACGCUGGUGCGCCCAUCUGGCACCGUGGGCUCAGGUAUGCGGUCAAGGGUGUCCGUGCCGCAAGGCAGCUGGGAUCCUUACAGGCGCUAUGGUCUGACAACAUACCCGCGCCGAUUCGCAGGGGCAUGAAGCUCGGCAUGCCCAUUCGCCAGCAGGUUCACGACCGCCUCGAGAGUCGGGGCGAUCCGACCCUGCCGUCCCGCACCGGCGCCCGGCAGCCCAGCGCCAUGGAGGCCGAGGGCGAUUUCUUUCCAGGCGUCGGGCAAGGGGUCGACGAAGAGGUCGACCUUGUGCCACCCGAUAGGUACGACGGCCAUCAGGAGAUGGCGCGGCUGGGCGCGCAGA